AUGAAAGAGAAAUCCAAAAAUGCUGCCCGGACUAGACGGGAGAAAGAAAACAGUGAAUUUUAUGAACUGGCUAAAUUACUGCCUUUGCCCUCAGCUAUCACUUCUCAGCUGGAUAAAGCCUCAAUAAUCAGACUCACCACCAGCUAUUUAAAAAUGAGGGUGGUUUUUCCUGAAGGACUUGGCGAAGCCUGGGGCCAUACUAGUCGAACCAGCCCUUUGGAUAAUGUUGGACGGGAGCUGGGAUCUCAUCUUUUGCAGACGUUGGAUGGCUUCAUAUUUGUUGUGGCUCCAGACGGCAAGAUCAUGUACAUUUCAGAGACGGCCUCUGUUCAUCUGGGUUUAUCACAGGUAGAGCUGACCGGAAAUAGCAUUUACGAAUACAUCCACCCUGCUGAUCACGAUGAGAUGACCGCGGUACUCACAGCUCACCAGCCCUACCACUCUCACUUCGUGCAGGAGUACGAGAUCGAGCGCUCCUUUUUCCUAAGGAUGAAGUGCGUCUUGGCUAAGAGGAAUGCGGGGCUGACUUGCGGGGGCUACAAGGUCAUUCAUUGCAGCGGCUACCUGAAGAUCCGCCAGUACAGCCUGGACAUGUCCCCCUUCGAUGGCUGCUACCAGAACGUUGGCUUGGUCGCUGUUGGCCACUCGCUACCUCCCAGCGCAGUGACAGAAAUCAAGCUGCACAGCAAUAUGUUCAUGUUCCGGGCCAGCCUGGACAUGAAGCUCAUCUUCUUAGAUUCCAGGGUGGCUGAGCUGACGGGUUACGAGCCGCAGGACCUGAUCGAGAAGACCCUUUACCACCACGUCCAUGGCUGUGACACUUUCCACUUGCGCUGCGCUCACCAUUUGUUGCUCGUGAAAGGGCAGGUGACCACCAAAUACUACCGCUUCCUGGCCAAGCACGGCGGCUGGGUGUGGGUGCAGAGCUAUGCCACCAUCGUGCACAACAGCAGGUCCUCGAGGCCACACUGCAUAGUCAGCGUCAACUACGUCCUCACAGAUACUGAAUAUAAAGGACUACAACUCUCCCUGGAUCAGGUGACAGCAACCAAGCCAUCAUUCUCAUACGCAAAUUCAACUCCAACCAUAACGGACAACAGAAAGGGCAGCAAAUCACGGCUCGCAAGCACAAAGUCAAAAUCAAGGACAUCACCGUAUCCACAGUAUUCUGGAUUUCACACAGAAAGAUCUGAAUCUGACCAUGAGAGCCAAUGGGGUGGAAGUCCACUAACUGAUACUGCCUCUCCACAAUUACUGGAACCUGCUGAAAGGCCAAGCUCUCAACACCAUGAUGUCUCCUGUGCCUAUAGACAGUACUCAGACCGCAGCUCUCUCUGCUAUGGUUUUGCACUUGACCAUUCCAGGUUGACUGAUGAUAGACAUUUCCAUACUCAGGCCUGUGAAGGUGGCAGGUGUGAGGCUGGUAGAUAUUUCCUGGGCACACCGCAGCCUGGAAGGGAUACUUGGUGGGGUUCUCGUUCAGCAUUGCCCCUGACAAAAGCUUCCCCUGAAAGCAGAGAAGCAUAUGAAAACAGCAUGCCCCACAUCACUUCAGUUCACAGGAUACAUGGGAGAGGACACUGGGAUGAGGACAGUGUCGUUAGCUCCCCAGAUCCUGGUUCUGCUAGUGAAUCAGGAGACCGAUACCGUACCGAGCAGUAUCAAAGUAGUCCACAUGAGCCCAGCAAAAUUGAAACUCUAAUAAGAGCUACCCAGCAAAUGAUUAAAGAGGAAGAAAACAGGCUUCAGCUACAGAAAACAACCCCUGAUCAGCUGGUCUCUAUUAAUGGAGCAGGGAAAAAGCACUCCAUUUGUUUUGCAAACUACCAGCCACAGCAGUUGACAGGGGAUGUCUGUCGUGUUCCUACAGUUGCCAACACCUCUCCUUGUGAACACAUCCAGCAACGAGAUGGAAAGCUUAUGAGCCCACAUGAAAAUGAUUAUGACAACAGCCCCACAACACUGUCUAGGAUAAGCAGCCCAAAUUCUGACCGCAUUUCUAAAUCUAGUUUGAUAUUAGCUAAAGACUACCUGCAUUCAGACAUGUCCCCUCAUCAAGCCACAGGGGACCAUCCAGCAGCUUCUCCAAACUAUUACACCUCACAUAGGCAGUACUUUGACAAGCAUGCUUACACAUUAACUGGAUAUGCUCUGGAGCAUCUAUAUGACAGUGAAACCAUUAGAAACUAUUCGUUGGGCUGUAAUGGAUCACACUUUGAUGUGACUUCUCACUUAAGGAUGCAGCAAGAUCCAGCACAGGGACACAAGGGGACAUCCGUUAUAAUAACCAAUGGAAGCUGA
Gopherus flavomarginatus (Mexican gopher tortoise) is the source of this 2301-nucleotide messenger RNA. It is a transcript of the gene SIM1, whose product is annotated as SIM bHLH transcription factor 1. Gene Ontology annotation, biological process: regulation of transcription by RNA polymerase II. The record is from RefSeq and is a predicted model, not a curated record. The coding region runs from base 1 to 2301 and encodes 766 amino acids. The transcript has 11 exons. Lineage: Eukaryota; Metazoa; Chordata; Testudines; Testudinidae. Gene Ontology annotation, molecular function: RNA polymerase II transcription regulatory region sequence-specific DNA binding; DNA-binding transcription factor activity, RNA polymerase II-specific; protein dimerization activity.